This is a messenger RNA of Plectropomus leopardus (leopard coralgrouper), 8438 nucleotides long. It is a transcript of the gene cilp2, whose product is annotated as cartilage intermediate layer protein 2. NCBI's taxonomy places the organism in Eukaryota, Metazoa, Chordata, Actinopteri, Perciformes, Serranidae. The record is from RefSeq and is a predicted model, not a curated record.
AGCAGCGGCUCUGCUCUGCUCGACCGGCAGCAUCACUCACACCUGACAAACUAGAGUGGCUACUCUCAGCUGUAUCUGAAGACUUUUUUUUCUUUAAUGUAUGUCAACACUAUAGAGGAUCACUGAAGAAGAACCAAUCAUCUGUUACUGAAGGCGGGUACCAUGUCGGAAUUAAACAAGGUGGCACUCCUGCUGUGCGUCCUGGCUUCAGUGGCUCUGGGCCAAGGAGCUGUGAGGACCAGGAGUCCAUCAGAAAGGAGCAGAAGAGUGGCCCUCAACACGUUCACUGACGCACAGACAACAGGCGUGACGGAGUGGACAUCUUGGUUCAACAUCGACCAUCCUGGAGGGAAUGGAGACUAUGAGCGGCUGGAGGCAAUCCGCUUCUAUUACAGGGAGAGAGUCUGUGCUCGGCCAACGGCCAUGGAGGCUCGCACUACAGACUGGGUGGCAGCGGCAGACACCGGGGAAGUGGUCCACUCCAGUCUAGAGAAGGGCUUCUGGUGCAUUAACAGGGAACAGCCCCAGGGCCGUGUCUGCUCCAACUACCACGUCCGCUUUCAGUGUCCACCAGUGCAGAGCUACUGGACUGACUGGAGUGAGUGGGGUCCCUGUUCAACCACAGUUUGUGAUGAUGUAGGCAUCCAAGUCCGCCAGAGGAAAUGUGUGAACACUCAGCCCAUGCCUCUCCUGUUGGUGCCAGCGUGUCAGGGGCACCAUACAGAGAGAAGGGAGUGCUCCAACCCUCCAUGUACAGCCAAGUGGGGUCCAUGGGGUCGGUGGGGGACGUGUUCAGUGACCUGUGGUGGAGGCCGCAGGAUUCGGAGAAGGACAUGUGUGAGGACCUCAUUGACGGUUCAGUGUACUGGACGGCCUGUUGAAAUACAGAAGUGUGGGAAGAGUCCAUGCCCAGUCAAAUGUCAGCUCGAGUGCACCGAGGGCCGUCCCAAUGAAGAUUGCAGCCGGUGUACGUGUGAUGACCACGUGCUGCACGGAGAAGUCCACAGUGUGACUGGUGUCCCUGUGGCAGGAGCCUUCAUAGCACUGGCCAGCCAGCCCAAGGUGAUCCGUGUCCGUACGGAUGCCAAAGGUCAGUUCAAGCUCACAGGAAUCUGCUCCUCCAGGUCGACCUUGAUCUCCAUCAGGAAAGAGAAGUUUGCCCCGAUCACCGUCUCCUCCUCCAGUAACACCACAGGGUCGUCCUGGGUACGGGCCAUCCUCAAAUCAGCCGAGAAGCCGUACAUUGUGAAGCACCCAGAGGACAAAGUGCGCUUUGAGGGAGGACGGGUGAUGCUGUGCUGCAAGGCAACGGGAUCACCGACACCUGACAAAUACUACUGGUAUCACAAUGGGACCCUGCUGGACAGGAAGGUGUACAAGUAUGAAGAGGACCUUGUACUGUGGGACCUGAAGCCAGAGCAGUCAGGGGAGUACUAUUGCAAAACCAGCAGCUCUGCAGGAAGCAUCAAGUCCUCUCCAGCCCUCCUUACUGUGAUUGCAAAAGGAAAGCCAGCAUGCAACCCCACCCCUGAGACACACCUCAUCAGACUGCCGAUAGACUGCGUUCAACCCGGGACUGACUCCAUGCACUACAACGCUGGUCGCUGUCCUCACAACAAAUGUGCUGGCUCCCUAGACUUUGAUAUGCGCUGCAGAGAUGGAGCUGGGUUCUGCUGUGGGGUCCAAACUAUGGAAAGUCGGAUAAUUGACUGUGGGAGCUACAGCCUCCCUAUCAAGGCUGUGACACAGUGCAACUGUCAGAAGUGUGUGCAGCCUACUGUGCUUGUUCGUGGCAGAGUGGUCACUGCUGACAAUGAUGAGCCUCUGCGUUUUGGGCACAUUUUCAUUGGUAAAGAGAGGGUGGGCACCACUGGAUACCAAGGAGGUUUCACAUUACAAAUUACUCCUGACACACAGAGAUUAGUGGUGAAUUUUGUUGACCCCUCUGAGAAGUUUCUUGACACUCCAAAGGUGUUCAUCCUUGACAAGAAAGGUGGGUCCAUCUACCACAAUGUGAAGGUGAUGAGAAAGCAGACACCAAUUGAUAUCAAUGCAGGAGAAACCAACUCCAUUAACCUUGGGGAAAUAAAAGGGGAAGACCCCAUUGGUCAGUUGGUUAUUCCUCCCAACUCCUUCCACAAGGACAAUGGAGAAAUCUAUGAGGGAACUGUGAAAGCCAGCGUCACAUUCAUAGACCCAAGAAAUAUCACCACGGCAGCCGCAGCCCCUGGAGAUCUCAACUUUGUUGACGAUGAGGGUGACAUGCUCCCUUUGAGGACCUACGGCAUGUUCUCUGUGGACUUCAGAGAUGAGACCAACAAGGAGGUGCUUGGAGCUGGAGCUGUUCAACUCCUUCUCGACACGCAGCACGUCAAAAUGCAAGAGCACAUUCCAAAAAUGAAACUGUGGUCAUUAAACCCAGACACAGGAGUCUGGGAGGAGGAGAGUGACUUCUCUUAUACAACAACGACUACUGGUGGUCAUGGGCGGAGCAAACGAGAGGAGCGCACAUUCCUCAUAGGAAACAUGGAGAUCAGGGAACGAAGGCUCUUCAAUUUAGACGUGCCUGAAAAUAGACGCUGCUAUGUCAAAGUCCGUGCCUACAUGAGUGACAAGUUCCUACCUAGUGAACAGCUGGAGGGCGUUGUGAUCAGCUUGAUAAACUUGGAACCUAAACCUGGUUAUUCCUCUAAUCCUAGGGCAUGGGGCCGCUUCGACAGCGUCAUAACUGGAUCCAAUGGGGCCUGUUUACCAGCUUUCUGUGAUGCCCAAAGGCCUGAUGCCUACACAGCAUAUGUCACCGCAAUGAUGGGUGGGGAAGAACUCGAGGCAGCUCCGUCUUCCCCCAAAAUGAAUCCAAACAUCAUUGGAGUGUCUCAGCCAUAUCUAGAUAAAAUAGACUACCAGCGCUCAGACCACGAGGAUCCAGCUCUGAAGAAAACAGCCUUCAAAAUCAACUUGGCAAAACCUAACCAAAAUAAUCUUGAUGAGACGAAUGGGCCAAUAUAUCCAUAUCAGAAUUUAAUAGGUUGUGAAAAUGCCCCUUUUGAUGCGAAUCAUUUCAGAUUCUUCAGAGUUGAAAAGGACAAGUAUGAAUACAAUGUUGUUCCUUUUGAGGAGAAUGAUUUGACAACCUGGACAGGGGACUACCUCUCCUGGUGGCCUAAUCCCCAGGAGUUCAGAGCAUGCUAUAUUAAGGUCAAGAUCCAUGGACAGAAGGAAGUUAUGGUCAGGUCAAGGAAUCUGGGAGGAACACACCGAGAAACAAAAGGCAAACUUUAUGGCAUAAGAGACAUUCGCAGCACUCGGGACAUGCGAGAGGCAAACACGUCAGCAGCCUGUGUAGAGUUCAAAUGCAGCGGCAUGUUGUUUGAUCAAGCUGAGGUGGACAGGUCCAUCAUAUCAGUCCUUCCUCAGGGGAACUGUCGCAGGAUUGGCACCAACAGCCUCCUACAAGAGUAUCUCAUCAAACAUCCACCAGUUGCUCAUAACAAUGAGUCCCAUGGAUUCACCAUGCUAGCCCCUGUUGAUCCUUUGGGACACAACUACGGCAUCUACACUGUCACAGACCAGAACCCAAGGGUGGCCAAGGAAAUUGCUAUAGGCCGCUGCUUUGAUGGCACCUCUGAUGGUUUCUCAAGGGAGAUGAAGUCAGACUCUGGAGUGGCGUUGACCUUCAGCUGUCCAGAAAGGAAAAUCAGCAGAGAAAGUCUAUUCCAACGUUUGCAGACCAACCCAAGUCAAACUCUGUCUCAGAUGGCGAGGGACAUGAGGGAGUCAGAGGGUCUGCAGGUGCAGAGAUCAGCCUCUCAGAUAAUGGCCUAUCCUUCAGAGCGGUGGGGCAGGACCCAGGGCCGCAGAGUCAGCUCUUCAACCAGGAGGAGAGUGUCCAUGCGCACACAAGAACGCCAAUAGAUGUUGCAAGGUCUUUUGUCAAGAUUGGUAUGAUGUCAUGGAAAUAAAGUUGGCCGUCUGUUGAUGAGUAUGAACUCCCUCCUGUCUAUGCACAAAAAACGAGGCAGACAGCAAUUCAGCAAAAGCAAGAGAGUGAUACAAGAUAUUCAUUUGACUUAUACUUACUUGAAGGGUUUGGUAUAUUAAUUAUUAAUUUCUUCCCUCCCAAAAAAAGUGCAUCAUUUGACCAUAUGUAACGCAGUGACUGGCAUUUACUUUUAUUAGUUUUGGUCUACUUUUAUGUAUGAACAGACUAAAUUGACUUUUGAGAAUGUAACUUUUAUAGUUCCAAAAUGUGGUAUUCCACUUUCCCCACUUUCUUUUUGCUGACGUCGCUCAACACUUGACUUGAAACCAAACCUUCAGAAACAGUCAAUACUAUGCCAGGCCCCAAACACUUUAUAAUAGGCCAUAACUUUCAACUGAACUUUUCCUCAAGAUCAGAAAGAAACCAACUUGAGGCCCUUGUUGUCUGCAGCGACACUGAGCCCUUUUUCUUCAAACUGGGAAACUCACUCCACCAAGAGGAGCCUCACUCAAAAGAGACACAUGCAGCGGGGUGAAGCAUACCACCCAGGGAACAGAGGAUGUUUUCAGUCAUGCUUCUUAAUGUUUUUCAUUACCAUGCCACAUUGCCAACUGUGACUAAGCCAAACAUCCUUUCACACCUACUUAGAGUGUGCAAGACCAAGGCCUUCGCCAAGACAAGCAUGGAUCCCACUAGUGGCAGGCAGUCUGAAUUGAGGAUAGUUGAUUGAGAGGUAUGACAUGAUUUCCUUUUGUCCUCCGCACAUUCCAAAUUAGCAUCACCAAAGAAAAUGUUACUUAAACAAAUAUUCCCAAAUAUCUCACUUUCUUAGAAACCAUUACAGAGACUCAUUCAGGGUCUAAAUGGACUUUUUUGUUGUUGCUGGGUAAUGUGCUUGUGAGCUGCCGAUAUAUCUCGAAGUGCAAUAACUAUGUAAUUUAACUUAAGGAUGAUCAGCAUGUAACAAGUAUUACAGUACCUUAAAAGUGCUGCUGGUAAAAGACAGUACUUUUCAGUACGUGUGGCAGAUAGUGUGGUUAAAGUGAGCGAGAUCUUGCACAGGACUCACUGGGAGCAAAUAAUUGAACAGCUACGUAAUCACUUGUCAACUCUUGGAGCUGAGUACAAUCUAUUAACCAUUUCAUACUUUGCUGCAUGACUCAGUUUAAUUUUUUACAAUUUGUACACCACCUUAAUAUUUUCAAGUUCAGAAAACAAUCUUGUUAUUUAGAGAGGCUUCUCUUCAUUAACAAACUCCACUGUAUUAUUCUUACACAUGAGAGUUAUCAUUAAAAAGUAACACGCUUAUGGAUUUACUGGCCAUGUUUUCAUAAAUCCUAUCAUUGUGACAAUAUAAGUUAAAUUUUCUGUAGUUACUGAGACCGAUUAUUAUACUUAAGUAACAAAUAUUUGGUCAUUUUAAUUGAGGCUGGUGAUUGGAGUAAACUUUCCUCUGUGAUAAAAGCGGCAAACUUGUUUAUCUGCAAAACGAGCACUUGCAGACCCUUGGGAAAAGCGCUUCAAGCUGAACUAAUCCAAAGCCAUAUCAGGGGGACCGAAGUCCGUGGAGAAACCAGGAGAGCAUGACAAGUAAAUACCAGCCUGCUGUUAAUUAGAAAAAUAAAUUGCAUAUUCUCUUGGGAACUAUUUAAACAGAUUGACCCUGACUUUCACAAACAGUCGAACAACUUAAUUUUCCAGGAUGAAGUUAAGUAAUCAACAAUAUACUGGGCCCAAGAGGAUUAUGGUCAAAUAUAUUUAGCAAAAAACUGGCACCCAGGUAACUCCACUCAAGCCUAAUUACACUUUUAACUGUAAUGUGCAACAGAUUUAUUGUUUAAUGUGUGCUAAAAGGUGCUAAUGUGAAGUUGUAUGUAAAAAUGAAACCAUAUAUUGCAACCCUAUACUUGAAGCUGGCCCCACAUCCAAAAACAAUCUCUUCUCAUUAUGUAUAUGAGCAACACACUUCAGAAAAACACUCAAAAAAGAGUAGUAUAGGACGACAACAUGUGUUGCUUUCACCAUUAUCACUGACCUUUCUAAUCACAGGCCUGUGGGCCGUCCACGACUCAACGGUUCAGAUCUCCAGAUGAAAACAAACAUCUCCCCGCAGCAGAUGUAGCAUCCACCCUGUAGAAAGAAAAAAAAGACGAUGAUUGAAUCCAGGUGUGGGAAGAGAUAAGUCCGGUAAAAAAUGCAAUGGUUGUGUGAGGUCAGCUGAGGAGGCCCAACAGCUGUAAAGCAACUGGAGGAAAUGUUAGACCAAAGACAUCAAGAGGAAUAAGAGCGAGAUUAUCUAGUGAUGGAUUUAAUCAUUUUUGGGGAACUGUUUGGUGAAGGGAAGAAAGGAAGGGAAAAUAUUAGUGGUCUUUGGCCUCACAGUCCAUCACUUACAGAAUCUCAGGCUUCGAAAGUGGUUGCACAUGGAAGAAUGCAGGUUUUUUUGAGGGGCAUGCUUUGACAGGAGAAUUGGCUUAUUCAUGAGCAGAAGUUAUCAGGGGAGUUUGAAGGACAAAGUAACAAUAAUGGUAAACCGUUAUGCAAGGCUUUGCAUGGGAAAGUAAGCUGGGCUCUCCAAACAUUUAUUUUGUCUUCUGGGGAACUUCAAAGCAGAUUAAAGGAGCUUUGUGAUGUUUGGUUAAAUGACUUAAGAAAUAGUUUCCAACGUUUUUAGAAUCAAAUAAAGUGAGUUUAAGCUUGAUUCCAACAGAUAAAACACACUGCAUGGAAUGAAAAUGUUAAUCUCAUAGAACUGGCAGUAGAAGUAGCACCAUUUCAUUUUACAGGGAUUCAAUGUUAAUACCACGAAUAUGGCAUAAUGGAGCUUUCUUUGUUUUCCUUUCACACCUUAAGGAUAUUUACUUUCUUGAAGAGAGUUCAAAAGCAAGAGCACUCUCAUUUUUGUCCGUUACAUGCGAGGCUACAGCCAGCAGCAUUCUAGCUCAGCGUAGCAUAAAGACUUGAAACCUGGAAAAAAUGGCGUGGUAUGGUCUCCUGAAACCUGCUGAUAGCAUGACAAUUCACAAACAAAUCACAACUUGUUUUUACACUUUCCUGUUUGGACAGAUAACACAAGAUACAACAUGUUUUGUAGUUAUUGUGCAAAGCUAAGCUAACUGACUGCUUGAUGUAGCUUCAUAGGUUCAUAUUUAUCGGACAGGCAUUAGAUUGGUAUAAAUCUUCUUGUUUAAGUCUUGGCAAAAAAAAAAAAAACCCCUUGCAUGUUUGAUAAUUGCAUAUUUUCUAUUUCUUCAGACUCACUGGCUUAACUUUGGUUGCGUUUGAAAGGGCCCUGACACACCAAGACAACAGUUGGCUGUUAAUAUCAGUCCAUGGGUGAGCGUCUAUUGGUGUAGUCUUUGCAGUGUUCCUACACCAUUGGCACAAGUAGCCCCUUUUCAGGGUUUUUUGUUGUCCUAUUCAGCAUGUUGAAUCGACGACUAGGAUAACAGAUGCUGUCAGUGAAUAAAAUCACUGACUAGCAGUUAAACUCAGUGCACCAGAAGUGAAACGGAAGUGCAGGAAGCAGUCAAACGGCUAAAGUCAAAAGGGUGAGAGUUAAUUUUUAAAAAAUAAUUUGUACAAUUUUUGUUUUAGCGAUUAGCUCUUUUCUUAUUGUUUGUUGAUGCACAGGAAAUAUACUUUGUUCUUUCAACAUCAGGUUGUGUUGUUAAUGUGCUAACUGGCUUACUAGCAUCGUGAAUCCGUCCUGUCAAUCUACAUGUUUCCUUUUUGAAUGAUGAUUACAGGGUACCGCUGCCUGCUGGUAUGCAGAGUUUCUUUCUCUCUGACAGGCGCAGAACGUACCUGCUAGUUGGCCAUUGGCUUUAGUCUUUGCUGUGCGUUCAAGUGCAACUCUCUGGCCAAGACACAGGCAACUUGAGGCAACGCAACAGUUGCCCUUCAUUGCCACUAGUUCUUUGAUGUCAGAUUGGUGUGUCCUGGCCAUAACAUUUAAAACUUGAGAAAAUGACUGCCAAGUUGAUUGAAUUUGAAAUAUUUCACCAUAUUUUGCUUCUCUGUCAUAGAAUCUCAGUGGGUACAUGUAAUGCUAACCAGCACUAUUUAACUUCAGGGCAGAAAAGACUCAAUCCAUUCAAAACCACCAAGAGUCUAUCAAGCAUGGACAGAUUAAUCCAUUUUCCCUUCUGUACAGUCCAGCUGGGCUCAAGGCGAUCAUUAUUUAUUGAGAAGGUCAUCCUUGAACCUUUCCACCUCUUUCUGGAGUUUGCAAAGGGAGUUGUACUUUUGCCACCGUGCUCCAGGAAGCCUCCCUGAGCUCCAGUAAAAGAAUUACAUCAAUGAACUCCUGAUAAUACUCUGUAAACGCUUAACUAAUGCAUGGUGAUGCCAAUCUUGUUUCUCUCUGUUAAGUUUUUAUGUGUAAAUUGUGUAUUGUAUGAAAUCUACUAUUAUUGUACUGACAAGAAACUGUAAAUAAAUGAUUUUGUGUAAA